Molecule: messenger RNA, 1572 nt
Organism: Histoplasma capsulatum G186AR
Lineage: Eukaryota; Fungi; Ascomycota; Eurotiomycetes; Onygenales; Ajellomycetaceae
Exons: 3
Coding region: 1-1572 (523 amino acids)
Biological process (GO): regulation of transcription by RNA polymerase II
Molecular function (GO): DNA-binding transcription factor activity, RNA polymerase II-specific; RNA polymerase II transcription regulatory region sequence-specific DNA binding
Source: RefSeq, a predicted model, not a curated record
AUGGCGCCAUUCAUAUCCACCAUACCCAUAUGCCGGGUUAAUGCUAGUUGGCAUAAUCAACAACUAGAGUGCCCACAGACAGGUUCCGAGCCGCGAAGUUUCCGGCUAUUCCCAACUGUUAUGAAAGACCACAGUCCACUCCAAAUCAACGUGAUCGAGCAGAAAGAGCAAAAAGUGCAUUUAGGUGUCCCCCCUGUCUGUGAAACCAUAGACCCUCACGCGUUGCAUUUCAAGGACAAUGGCGACUCAGAGGCUCAGAAUGAGAUAAGCAAUAAAAGAUCAAUAUUACCUCAAGCUAAAAUGAAAUAUCUGGAGGGUGAACUGGAGUUUUCAAUGCGAUCCACUUCCACGAAUUCGACAUCAGGAGCCUCCUUGAUCUUCAACCGUAUCGAAAGCGACAACAUUGAAACCAACGAUGACGACACUGGAGAUGAUAUCGAUAUUAACAUAGGUGUCGACCAAUUUAAGACUCACGUGGACCACGAGGGCCAGGGGCAACGUCAAUCUGGGGGGCAGAGCCUUGCAAAAGCAACAAUCGACCGUCUGAAAGCGAAGAGGAGGAUGAAGCGCUUUCGGCAGACAUUGGCUAAUCGUAACCCCAUUCCCAGACUCUCGCAUAAUCAGACACGAUUUCUCAUGAGCGAGUUUACUCGCCAAGCGCAUCCGGAUGCCGCCCAUAGGGAGCGCUUAUCAAAGGAGAUCCCGGGUUUGAGCCCUCGUCAGGUGCAGGUUUGGUUCCAGAAUCGAAGAGCCAAACUAAAGCGUCUAACUAGCGACGAUCGAGAAAAGACGUUGAUACCUAGGACCUUACCUGAUGGUUUUGAUAUCACGGAAGACAUUUAUUCCCUUUACGGGAGUUGGCACCGAUCUUCUAACAACACUCUCACUCCCGCUGGAAUUUACUCCAACCCCAUUCAGGAAGGAGGAGAUAUUUUUACGCCUUUAAUAUCGGUUAUCACGAGAAAACCAUGCGACGAAGACUAUACGACAUCUCCGUUAAGCGCUUCUUCUGGAUGUGAUGGUUACUUCCCGUCGCCAACAUCAGCUCUAGCUACUGGGUCAGAACAUGAAACCCAUGAUAACUCGUCCCGUUUCGCAUUAUUUUGCAACCCGCAGGCAUCAGCUCUCCGAUAUAUGAGUCCAAGCACAAGAACCAGCGACUUUUCUCAUUUUUCUUCUCAUUUUUCUUCGCAAUCAUAUUGCCAUCAUGUCCCUGAUUUAUUCCAACCUAUCACAGCAAAUCCAAGGACAGUAUCAUUAGAAUCCUCGUACGAACAAAAUUUGUCGUAUAGCCAAACCAUAUCGGGUUAUGGAACACCAGAUGCCACUUUCCCGGUAUUAGAUAUGCCAUAUCGUAGUACUCACUCUUUUGACACCAUUCUCCAGCAGCCGUGCCUGAUAGGCAAUUUGAGCCCAACGCGUAAGUACCAAUCUAGUAGUCUACCAAACAUAGGACACAUGGCUUACGACAUUAUACCAGCUCACAACCAAUUUCGAAAAUCUGAGCCCUCCAAAUCAUCAUCCCUUUGGCUUCAAACAGCUCCAACCAACCUCCAUCCCGAUUGCAUUUGA